Molecule: messenger RNA, 1714 nt
Organism: Cuscuta campestris
Lineage: Eukaryota; Viridiplantae; Streptophyta; Magnoliopsida; Solanales; Convolvulaceae
Source: the annotation of a GenBank genome assembly
UUUGAAGAUGGAGUGGGUAGAAACUAGAAAUACAAAAGUAGAUUUCCUUGAGGUGAUGCUUUGGUAGCUCACGGAAAAUCACCGGGUCCAUUGUUCGUCACUGGGCCAGUUACCAUAUUGGGCUUGCGAUCCAUAAAAGCAAUAAAUGGAGAGGAGAGAGAAUGAGCGCAGGCGGGGCCUUUCUGAUUCGAACUCACCACCGCUCUCCUCGCCGUUGCUCCACCGCUCCUCCGCCAUUCCCGCCGCGUUCAACCCCGCAAUACUUCAUCCUCGCCGCCUUGAUUCCUUCUUCUCCUCCAUAUCCGCAAUCCUGUUCCUCCGUAUCUAUAGCUCCCGCCAUCUGGUUUCGAAUCGGAAGCUGCUUCUCUUCGGUUACUCAGUGCGGUGCAGUUGCAAUGGCGGCCUCCGGAGAAGACCUCGACCUCGACCUCAAUCUGACGCUCUCUCGAGUUCACCUGGAUCCUUCAGCUCCUCGCAUAGUCUCUCCGCCGUGUAGGCCACACAGCUUAGCUCCCGUCCCUAAUCCCACCGCCCUCUCCGAUUCCCGAACGGAUUCUCCGACUGUACCGUCCUUUCAGCCGCAUUCAGCUUCUAUCGGAGUUUUUGUUCCGAGAAAAAAUGUGACUGGUAGCUCUGAAGCUGAGAAUGUUAACAAUAUGAUGUUACAAGUUCAAACUGCGGAGACCACCAACACGUCUCUGCUCCAACAAACUGUUAGUGCUUCAGAAUGGCGUAGAGCAAGGUCUGUAAAGCGUCCCAAGUUUGGAACUAAAGGAAUAAACUCAGAUCCUUACGAUAGCCCUAAUGUAGCUGGAACCUGCCGUUAUGACAAUUCCUUGGGCUUGUUGGCCAAAAAAUUUAUUCAUUUGAUCCAGGGAGCUGAAGAUGGCACACUUGAUCUGAACCGCUGUGCUGAUAUUUUGGAGGUUCAAAAGAGGAGAAUUUAUGAUAUUACAAAUGUGCUUGAAGGAGUGGGACUAAUAGAGAAAACUCAAAAGAAUCACAUGCGCUGGAAAGGAUUUGAGACAAGUGAAUCAAGAGAGUUGCAUGAAAAAAUCUUUAAUUUAAAGGUUGAAGUUGAACAUUUGUGUACUGAAGACCAACGGCUGGAUCAUUGCAUAAGGGAAAAGCUAGAGCAAUUAAGGGUCCUUGAAUCUGAUCUUAAUUGCCAAAAGAAUCUCUUUUUGACACAGGAUGAUAUCAUGAAUCUACCAUGCUUCAGGGAUCAAACUAUUAUUGCGGUAAAAGCCCCACAUGCAAGUUCAGUUAAAGUUCCUGAUCCUUGUGAGCAGGAUGGCGUUGUUUUCCCUGAGAAGCAUUACAGGCUUAUUGUUCGAAGCACAACCGGACCGAUAGACUUGUACCUUUUGAGCAAAAAAGACGGGCAACAUGAAGAUGUGACUGUGAAACAUGCAGUAUCCUCAGGUGGGGAUAAUUGUAGCAGACAAAACAUUGACACCAGAUCAUCUUUGGUUUCUUCAGAUACUUCAACCUUAAAUACCACGAACCCGUGCCAGAUCCACAAAAUAGUUCCAUCUCGUGCCAGUUUUGAUGACGACUACUGGUUGCACUCGGAUCAGGAAGUGAGUGCGACGGGUCUAUGGGGCAGUGAAGAAUCUUGAGGUUUGUUUGGAUAAAGAUCAUAAGAGUAACAAGAGGGAGUGAGUGUAUCAGACCUGUACAUACUCUAUUUUAAUAUACCUUUCUUUUUCCU